This is a messenger RNA of Cotesia congregata, 3483 nucleotides long. Lineage: Eukaryota; Metazoa; Arthropoda; Insecta; Hymenoptera; Braconidae. The record is from the annotation of a GenBank genome assembly.
AACGGUGACUCUGACUUGGAGGAUGACGAGCAAUCAGACGAAGAAGAAGGAAUCCGAAUCGAUGACGAGAUAUAUAUUCCACCGCCUCCACGCAGAAUGAGCCAAAUCAGAAAAAAUGGUGCUCGUCUUAUAAUUUCCAAGAUAAGAAUCACGAAUUUUAAAAGUUACGCUGGUAAGGUUGAACUUGGACCGUUCGAUAAGCAUUUUUCAGCCAUCGUCGGUCCGAACGGUAGUGGAAAGAGUAACGUUAUCGACGCGAUGCUCUUCGUCUUCGGAUUUCGCGCAUCUAAGAUCCGUUCAACAAGUGUCGGCGUUUUGAUUCACAAUUCCGCUGAGCACCCCAAGAUCACGAGCUGCAAAGUUUCUAUAUACUUCGAAAAGCGACGCCUGCGGGUGGUUGAAGAACAACGCGAUGAAUUGCGUGAACUGAUGAAGGAAGCUGUUCAGUACUUGAAGAGGGAAAAUGUUAUUACUGAAUUAAGAAAUACCUAUUUUCAGGUCAAAAAGUACGAUACGCUACAAGAGGUAAAGGAUAAAGAAAAUGCAAACCGCGAAUUCGAGGAACAGCACGCGAAUUUGAUGGAAGAAAUAAAAAAUGUGAAGAAAAACUUCGCUGAGAAGACUGGCGAGUACGACGAGAAGAAUAAAAAAUGGUCGGAUGUCCAACGCAGAAAAGAUAGGAUUGACCAGCGGUACCAAGAACUCAGUACUCAUGAUGAAAAUUUACACAGUCAGCUCGUCGAAGCAAACAAGCGUCGGAAGGAAAAUAAAGUGAAGAUUGAAAAAGAGCUAGAGAAUCUGGAGGAGCUUCAACGAGCGCCGGAGAAAAAUGCUAAAGAUAUUGAAGAGUGCGAAAAUUUUAUUGAGAAACAGGAGGUCAUUUACGAUCGCGAGAAACGCGAGCUCGAGGAAAUUACUCAAGCAAUUCAACAGAAGACAGAGCCGCUCACUAAAGAACGUGAAGUCUUCGAACGACAGAGGAUGAAGUUUACCGAAGAGUUGAAUCAAGCUCGCGCUGCUUUAAAUCUCGCGGAAACUGAGCUCAAUGUGUAUUUAUCGAUGGAAGAGACCGAGCGGGAAGCGUUAGAAAAAGUUACCGAUGAACUUCAAACAGCAACACAGAAAAUUCAAGAAUACGACCGAGAGUUAAAGAGCUUAGAGAAGAAACUACCGAAGACAGAGGAGACUUUUGAGAAAGCUAAGGACAGGUUGAAGGUAGUUAAGGCUCGAGAGGCUGAAUUGAGUGACAAGUUGACUAAGUUGCGAGCGACAUACAAUGAACAAAGUCACGCGAUGAACAGCAACAAGUCAAGAAAUAAAAUUUUAGUGGCUUUGAUGGAGGAAAAAAAUUCUAAAAGGAUUCCGGGGAUACUGGGUCGGCUUGGAGACCUCGGGGGUAUCGACGCGAAGUAUGACAUCGCAGUCUCUACAGCUUGCGGACCGCUGGAUAAUAUUGUUGUAGAUACCGUGGAAACCGCCGAGGCUUGCAUUAAUUUUUUGAAGGAAAAAAAUAUUGGUAGAAUGACUUUCAUUGCUCUGGAGAAGCAGCAACACUUGGUGGAACAGAUGAAUAAAGCGAUUAAAACUCCAGAGAAUGUACCUAGGUUGUUUGACUUGAUACAAGUCAAAGAUCAGCGAGUGAAACCGGCGUUUUAUUUCGCUUUGAGGAAUACUCUGGUCGCGCAGGACCUGGAGCAGGCCACCAGGAUUGCUUACGGAGAAAGAAGAUAUCGUGUGGUAACUCUCAAGGGUGAGUUGAUUGAAACUUCCGGGACCAUGAGUGGAGGAGGCAUUCGUGCAAUUUCAGGACGCAUGGGUCAGAGUGUAAGAACAGCUGAGGUCAGUCCUGAGGAUCUUGAAAGGUUGAGAAAGAAGUUGGAUGAUGUUUUCAACGAGUGCAAUACGCUGAGAGCUCAGCAACCAGCUCUGGAGGAACAGAUCAGGACUCUGUCAACAGAACUCCAGGAGAUGCAGAGGAAUAAGGUCCAAUUUUCGUCUCAGUUUGAGAAAUUCAAGGCCUUGGAGCUGGAGUUGAAGAAAAAGUUGAAACUUCAGGAAAAUAAAGUCAAGAAGGCUGUUAUUGAUCCUAAGAAGGUCGAGCAAUUGACAAAGGCUAAAGAUGAGAUGCAGGAAAAUUUUGAAAUUGUUAACAGCAAGUUUCAAAAGAUUCAGGAUAAAAUUGAUAAAAUUAAUAGUAAGAUAAAUGAAAUCGCGGGGACUAGGAUUAAUGAGAAGAGAAAAUUAAUAGAUAAUCUUAAAGAGGGAAUUGAGAAGGCCAAAAAAGAAAUCACCCGGUUGAAAGUUGCUUCUAAUGCAGCAAAGAAAAAUGUUGCUAAAAUAAAACUAAAAAUUGAGGAUCUGGAGAAUUCGAUUGAGCAGUGUGUUAAGAUUAUUACUGAUGGCCAGAAGGAGAAGGCUGAGUUGGAGGAAGAGGCCAAAGAAUUGAAACAGAAGCAAACUGAGUAUCUAGAAGCCUUGCGGGAGCGAGAUCAAGUUCUUGAGGGGCUAACUCAAGAAAUUAAAGAGCUCAAGUCUCAAGCAGAUGCUCUUAAGUUGAGUAAAAUAGAUUUGGAUUCGAGGGUUGAUGCUAGUAGGAAAGAGAUCGCUGAGUACCAAAAAAAAGUUAAGGAUUAUGAUGCUAAACUGGCGGCAUUGAAGUUAAACAAGAUUCCAGAACACGCGGAAGAGGCUUUAAAAGAAUUUACUGAUGAUGAGUUGGCCAACUUGGACGCCAAGACAGUGGGAGCAAAUUUGGCUGCAGCGAAAGAAAGAUUGCCUAAAGAGAUGCCGGAUCUGAAGAAUAUAGAGGAAUUUGAAAGAGUAAAUCAACGAUAUUUGAAGCGUGCGAAUGAAUUCGAAGAACUAUCAACAGCUAAAAAUGUGAUGCGUGAUCAUUACAACUCGAUAACAAAAAUGAGACGCGAUGAAUUCAAAGUUGGGUUUGAUAAAAUCUGUCAAUCGCUAAAGGAACUCUAUCAAAUGAUAAGUCACGGAGGUGCAGCUGAUCUCGAGUACGCAGAUUCUCUGGAUCCUUACGCCGACGGAAUCGUCUUAAGUAUUAGACCGCCGAAGAAGUCCUGGAAAAACAUCAGAAAUUUAAGUGGAGGUGAGAAAACUUUGAGUUCGUUAGCGCUGAUUUUUGCCUUACACAACUACAAGCCUACUCCUCUCUACUUCAUGGACGAGAUAGACGCGGCGUUGGAUUUUAAGAAUGUUUCUAUUAUCGCGAACUAUAUUCAAGACUCAGCUGAAAAUGUCCAGUUUACCGUGGUCAGCUUGAGGUCAGAGAUGUUCGAGCUAGCCGGAACGCUGGUUGGAAUUUACAAAACUAAAAAUUCCAGUAAAUCGGUUACCGUGGACAUGGUAGAAUUCUAUAAGUUGCACCCGGAGUUUAAAAAAAAAGAUCGCCACGACAAUCCACCGCGCAAACACGAAAAUGGUUUUCAUAAUGAGAAUAUGCCACUGACGAGUAAAAACGCAUGA